Molecule: messenger RNA, 790 nt
Organism: Manihot esculenta (cassava)
Lineage: Eukaryota; Viridiplantae; Streptophyta; Magnoliopsida; Malpighiales; Euphorbiaceae
Exons: 1
Coding region: 48-557 (169 amino acids)
Source: RefSeq, a predicted model, not a curated record
ACACAUUCUUUUACUGAUCAUAAAAGUUUUUUUAUUUUUAAGCUCAAAUGGGGAUUUGCAAUUCCUGUGAAUCUACCCAUGUAGCUACUGCGAAGCUCAUUCUACUUGAUGGGAGGCUCCAAGAAUUCUCCAACCCUGUUAAAGUUUCUUAUGUUCUCCAAAAGAAUCCCACUUAUUUCAUCUGCAACGCAGAUGAAAUGGACUUUGACGACGUCGUUUCCGCCAUUAAUGACGAUGAAGAGCUCCAACCUGGGCAGCUUUAUUUCGCUUUGCCUUUGAGUCGGUUAAAACACCCUUUGCAGCCGGAAGAAAUGGCUGCAUUGGCUGUCAAAGCUAGCUCAGCUUUAAUGAAAAGUAAUAAUAAUGGUUCUGAUAAAUGUGGGUGCCGCCGGAAAUCAGUGUCGCCGUUUGUAUUUUCCGGUGAAAGUGAUGGGAAAUCUACUAGGAGCAUGACAGCCUCCGCCGCAACAGGCAUAGGAGGCGGUAGUGGUAGGGGGUUGAGGGGAGGUGGUGGGAGGAGGAAGUUUACGGCAAUGUUAAGUGCAAUACCUGAGUAGGGGUAGUUUAGGAAAUGAAAGAGGGGUAUGAGUGUAAAUAUUGUAAAGAUGAGGGGAUCAUUCUGAACUGUCCUCUUUCUCUCUCGUAGGAUUUGCUCUCGGUGAUGUGAUUAGUCGGUUUGAUGCAUUACUUUUGGCUGUCACCCGUUGAAGGGUUGUAUUACAAUUUUACCCCUAGAUGAGUUGAUGAGCUAAUGAGAUUUAUAUAUAAAUAAUUACAAUGAUUAUUUUUU